UUUCCAUAGAACCAUUCAUUCAAAUUUCUUCGUUGUGGAAGGUUCUCUGGUACCGAAACUUAUAAAAAUAUUUGAACGAUUUCAGAGGUCUCCUCACUCGUGGUCUGUAACUGUUACUUCCUUCACUGAUCACUGCAAGAAGUUCUCAUCAGACUCUCAAUCUUUUUCUGAAAUUUCAUAAUGUCUCAACAGAUCAGCCUCCCUGCCAAGCUGAUUAAUGGUGGUAUUGCUGGCAUCGUUGGGGUCACUUGCGUGUUUCCCAUUGAUUUGGUCAAGACCAGACUUCAGAACCAGAGACCAGGCCAGCAAGUCUACAAGAGCAUGAUUGACUGCCUCAUCAAAACAGUGCGAUCUGAGGGAUACUUUGGCAUGUAUAGAGGUGCUGCAGUUAAUCUUACACUGGUCACUCCUGAGAAGGCCAUCAAACUGGCAGCCAAUGACUUCUUCCGGCACCACCUCUCCAAAGACGGGAGAGGGCUGAAUGUAUUUAAAGAGAUGUUGGCUGGAUGUGCUGCUGGCAUGUGCCAGGUUGUCGUCACUACUCCAAUGGAGAUGCUGAAAAUUCAACUACAGGAUGCUGGGAGACUAGCCGCUCAGCAGAGAAAACCAGGCAUCAUCACUCCCAAUAGACUGGCCACCACAAACGCGGUGCUGAGUCGCUCCUACAAUGUGAUACCCAGCACCUCACACAGGGCCAUAUCUGCCACCCAGAUCGCAAGAGAGUUACUGCACACUCAAGGCAUUCAGGGGCUCUACAAAGGCCUUGGAGCAACUCUAUUGAGAGACGUACCUUUCUCGAUCAUUUACUUCCCACUCUUUGCAAAUUUGAACAAGCUGGGUAAGCCCUCCUCUGAAGAUGCGGCACCAUUUUAUUGGUCCUUCAUCUCUGGAUGUGUUGCGGGCUCCACAGCUGCUGUUGCUGUUAACCCAUGUGAUGUGGUUAAGACCAGGCUGCAGUCUCUGAACAAAGGAGCCAAUGAGGAAACCUACAGUGGCAUAAUUGACUGUUUCAGCAAGAUCUUUAGGCAAGAAGGGCCGUCUGCGUUCCUGAAGGGUGCGUGUUGCAGGGCUCUAGUCAUCGCACCGCUGUUCGGCAUCGUGCAGGUCAUGUACUUCAUCGGUGUAGGAGAGUUUAUCAUGAGCCAGUCGCCCCUAAAGCUAAUCUCUGACUGAACAGACACGCAUACCUCGGAGUCGACCAAGACUGUGGCAGCUACACAACCAACUGUACAUUUACAAGAAAAGAUAAACAUUAAUCAAGAUGGUGAAGUUGUCGAGAGAACGACAACUUCUACUCUGGUUAAGUUCCUGUGAGUUUAUCCAGCCUUACCGCACUUCCUCUAUGGUUUACAGGCUUCUUUGAUGGGCUGUAGCCAACAUUUUGCACUUGUUUGUAAGGAUGUCUGGAGGAGAGUGCUUAUGAUGUGCUGAAGCAUAUGUGAAAGU
Messenger RNA from Rhinichthys klamathensis goyatoka, 1446 nucleotides. RefSeq names its product solute carrier family 25 member 55a (gene slc25a55a). NCBI's taxonomy places the organism in Eukaryota, Metazoa, Chordata, Actinopteri, Cypriniformes, Leuciscidae. Gene Ontology annotation, biological process: L-glutamate transmembrane transport; aspartate transmembrane transport; malate-aspartate shuttle. Gene Ontology annotation, molecular function: L-glutamate transmembrane transporter activity; L-aspartate transmembrane transporter activity. The transcript has 10 exons. Bases 181 to 1173 code for a protein of 330 amino acids. The record is from RefSeq and is a predicted model, not a curated record.